Messenger RNA from Darwinula stevensoni, 996 nucleotides. The record is from the annotation of a GenBank genome assembly. NCBI's taxonomy places the organism in Eukaryota, Metazoa, Arthropoda, Ostracoda, Podocopida, Darwinulidae.
AUGUCAGAGUUUCAAAAGACUGAGGCAGGUACUGAAGACGAAGAAGAUUUCACAUUUUACCGUGACAGACCAGAAUGGAAAGAUGUCAAACCUGUCCCACAAGAUGAUGGACCUCAUGCUGUUGUGGCCAUCCUAUACUCAGAGAAAUUCAAGGAUGUCCAUGAUUAUUUUCGUGCAGUUACCAGAAUAGGAGAAACGUCUGAGCGAGCUCUAGAGCUCACCAAGGAUGCGAUCGAACUAAAUCCCGCAAAUUACACAGUCUGGCAAUAUCGUCGAAAACUACUUAGGGAGCUUGGCAAGGAUCUUUAUGAAGAGUUGACAUUUGUGCGGGGUCACAUAGAACAACAGCCCAAGAAUUAUCAAGUCUGGCAUCAUCGGCAUGUCUUGGUUGAAUGGCUCCAGGAUCCUCUCUUGGAAAAGCGCUUUACAGAGAUGAUGCUGUCUCAGGAUGCAAAGAAUUACCACGCUUGGCAGCACCGCACAUGGGUUGUCAAAGCAUUUCAGCUGUAUGAAGGAGAAUUGGACUUCACUGACCAACUUCUCAAGGAAGAUGUUCGCAACAACUCGGCCUGGAAUUACCGAUUCUUCCUCAUGUUGUACCCAAAGAAGGCUGAUGAUGAAACUGCCAAGAAAGAGAUUUUGUACACCAUGAAGGCCAUCUCAAGAGUCACUCACAAUGAAAGUGCCUGGAAUUACCUCAGGGGUCUCAUGGUCAAGUUAUGUGCUUGCAAUCCUAAUGUCCUUGAUAUGAUUUGGGAUUUCUGCUUGGAACUUAAAAAAAGUGGCACUGAUUCUCCUCACUUGCUGGCCUUCAUGAUUGACAUACUUGAUGCACGCAUGGAGGCCAGUAUUGAGAAUAGGCAAGAAAAUCUUAAGAGUGCUCAGGGCCUAUGCCGCUUGCUGGCCCAAGAGAAAGAUAAGAUUCGGGAACAGUAUUGGCUGUAUCAGUCUGACUGGCUUCAAUGCAAGUACAUACCCAGUUCUGUUGAUGAGUGA